Messenger RNA from Dentiscutata erythropus, 468 nucleotides. The record is from the annotation of a GenBank genome assembly. NCBI's taxonomy places the organism in Eukaryota, Fungi, Glomeromycota, Glomeromycetes, Diversisporales, Gigasporaceae.
AUGUCUUCGCAUAAAGCAAAAUCAAAAGUACUUGAUGACAGUGAAGAUGACGAUCCUUCUAAUGAGUCUUUCGUUGCUUAUGGAACUGAACUUCCUGAUGUGACCACUUCGGGUGAAAAGGAUAAGGGGAAAUUUCAACCGGUCUGGAAACAGGAAGUUCGCGAUGAACAAGGCCUGCGACGUUUUCAUGGUGCUUUUAAAGGCGGUUGGUCUGCUGGCUAUUAUAAUACCGUUGGAUCUAAAGAAGGUUGGACUCCUACUUCUUUUGUGUCUUCUCGCAAAAAUAGAACAGAACGGCAGGUUUUUAAGCCUGAAGAUUUUAUGGACGAUGAAGAUCUGGAGGAACUUGGCCAAAGUAAGAAACUAGUUGCUACCGAAGAGUUUGAUUCUUUAGGUUCGACAGAGCGUGAUUUAGAAAAAAAACGUGCUCUGGCAAAUUCCAUGGAUGCAAGUGGAAGGCAAGUAUAA